AUGACGAUCCUCGUCGGAAAGCCCCUGGAUUGGGCCAUCACGGCAACAGCUGGCUCAGGCUUCCUUCUCUUUGGAUAUGAUCAGGGUGUUAUGUCAGGCCUACUAACAGGCACUGCAUUCACAAACACAUUUCCUGAGAUUGACACCACAGACGGCGGCAAUGGCAGUUCUUCUCUACAGGGCACUGUGGUAGCAAUUUAUGAGAUCGGGUGCUUCUUUGGUGCCAUCUUCUGCCUUAUCUUUGGAGAGUACUUUGGUCGUCGCAAGUGUAUCAUGAUGGGCUGUGUUGUUCUCAGCAUUGGAGCUGCACUUCAAGCCUCGGCCUUUGGAAUCCCUCAAAUGAUCGUUGGUCGUAUCGUGGCUGGGCUGGGGAAUGGCAUGAACACCAGUACAAUCCCUGUCUGGCACUCCGAGCUGAUGAAAGCCAACGACCGCGGUCGUGGUCUAGCCAUUGAACUCGCCAUCAACAUCUUCGGCGUGAUGCUCUCAUACUGGGUCGACUACGGUAUGUCCUUCAUCAGCAACGACGCCCAGUUCCGCUUCCCGCUCGCCUUCCAGAUCUUCUUUGCCAUCCUGACCUUCAUCGGGAUUCUCCUCCUUCCCGAGUCUCCUCGUUGGCUCAUCAACCACGACCACCACGACGAGGCCCGAGAGGUUCUUUGGUCUGUGCGGAAGAACGCAAAGUCCAUCACCAAGGACGAUGCGUCUGUUAGCCGUGCUAUUGCGGAGAUUCAACACGCUAUCAAUGAGGAGCGUGAGGCUGCGCAGACGAGUAGCUUCAAGGCUAUGUGGAAAAAUGGAGAGCAGAAGUUCUUGUACCGAACAAUGCUUGGUAUUGGUGGACAGUUUAUGCAGCAGCUUUCUGGUAUCAAUCUGAUCACAUAUUACGCCCCUGUCAUCUUUCAAGAAUCAGUCGGAAUCUCCCACAACUUGAGUCUUCUACUAGCCGGCUUCAACGGUGUCGCAUACUUCUUCUCUUCAUUGAUUCCUAUCUGGAUCAUCGACCGCCUUGGCCGUCGCAAGCUGAUGAUGUUCGCUGCAGCCGGUCAGGCAGUUUGUAUGGCUGUCUUGGCUGGAACUGUGUCAACUGGGCGGCCAGGACCUGGAAUUGUCGCUAUCGUUAUGCUUUUCUUGUUCAACUUUUUCUUUGCUGUUGGAUUGCUGGCAAUUCCUUGGCUAUUGCCCGCCGAGUAUGCCCCCCUUGCCAUCCGAACGCGCGCCGCCGCCCUCGCCACAGCCUCCAACUGGAUCUUCACCUUCCUUGUCGUCGAGAUCACGCCCGUAUCAAUCUCCAGCAUCGGAUGGAAGACAUACGUAUACUUCUGCAUCUUCAACGCCUUCUUCGUCCCUCUCAUCUACUUCUUCUACCCCGAGACCCGGCUCCUGUCUCUCGAGCAGAUCGACAAGCUCUUCACUGGGACCACAGCAUGGGUGUCCCUGGAGAAGCUUCUGAGAAUACCUCGAGUGGCGAGACGGGAAAGAUUGGUCAUGACGAGAAGUCUGAGGCUGAGGUUCAUAUGCGAGAGUAGGAAUGGCUGA
Messenger RNA from Fusarium sp. VM40, 1539 nucleotides. NCBI's taxonomy places the organism in Eukaryota, Fungi, Ascomycota, Sordariomycetes, Hypocreales, Nectriaceae. The record is from the annotation of a GenBank genome assembly.